GUGCGACAGAUCGAAGUGUCUUAAAAAUGAUCGCACGAUCAACACUGACUUUACUGUAAAGCAUAGAAGUACACGACACCGAGCCCGCCUGGAAAGCCCGGGAAGUGUGUCUGGUUUGCAAAGCCCCGGCCACCUGCUCGGCGGUGAGUCACCGGCGCAGGCUCGCACCUGCCUCCGCGCCCGCCGACCGGCUGCUGCGCGGCUCCCAGCGCGAUGUCCGAGGCGGGGGCGGCCCCCGCGCCAGGCCCCGCGCCGCGGGCCGCGGGAAGCCGGGAACGCCUGCUCUCGUUUUCUCUGACAUCUGGGGGCCACCAGAGUGUGGGCCGAAGCAAGCGCUACAGCCGCAGAAGUAUCCCCAGGAGGAGCUGGAAAAAACCUCAUCUCCAGCUCCACGGUCUCCAGGCAGAGGAAGAACCCAUGCUGGAACGGCGCUGCAGGGGCCCCUUGGCCAUGGGCCCGGCUCAGCCCAAGGUCUCUGGGCCCUCCCAGAAGUUGCCCCAGACCAUGGAGAAGGAGCCCCACGGGCUGAGGUUACAAGGCACUUCCGAGGCUCAGUUGGGCAACCAAGCCCCCAGUAAGGCCCAUCGAUGUGCCCACUGUAGAAGGCACUUCCCGGGCUGGGUGGCCCUGUGGCUUCACACCCGCCACUGCCAAGCCCGGUUGCCCCUGCCCUGUCCUGAAUGCGGCCGUCGUUUUCGACACCCUCCCUUCUUGGCACUACACUGCCAGGUCCAUGCCGCUGCCACUCCAGAUCUGGGCUUUGCCUGCCACCUUUGCAGGCAGAGCUUCAGAGGCUGGGUGGCCCUGGUUCUGCAUCUCCGGGCUCACUCAGCCGCAAAGCGGCCCAUUGCCUGUCCUGAAUGUGAGAGACGUUUCUGGCGACGAAAGCAGCUUCGGGCUCACGUGCGGAGGUGCCACCCCCCAGCCCCGGAGGCCCGGCCCUUCAUAUGUGGCAACUGUGGCCGGAGCUUUGCCCAGUGGGACCAGUUAGUUGCUCACAAGCGGGUUCAUGUAGCUGAGGCCCUGGAGGAGGCAGCAGCCAAGGCUCUCGGGCCUCGGCCUAGGGGCCGCCCUGCGGUGACCGCGCCCCGGCCUGGCGGAGACGCCGUUGAUCGCCCGUUCCAGUGUGCCUGCUGUGGCAAGCGCUUUCGGCACAAGCCCAACCUGAUCGCCCACCGCCGUGUGCACACGGGCGAGCGGCCCCACCAGUGCCCUGAAUGCGGGAAGCGCUUCACCAAUAAGCCCUACCUAACCUCACACCGGCGCAUCCACACCGGGGAGAAGCCCUACCCGUGCACCGAGUGCGGGCGCCGCUUCCGCCACAAGCCCAACCUCCUGUCUCACAGCAAGAUCCACAAGCGGUCUGAAGGGUCGGCACAGGGCGCCCCGGGCUCAGGGAGUCCUCAGCUUCCAGCUGGCCCCUUGGAGGCCUCGUCGGAGCUCGCUGCAGACGCCCCGCUGAGAUCCAGCCAGGAGGCAGCACCGGAGCCUCUGCUGGAGGCCCCUGGGGCGCCCCUGCAGGACCCGGCGGCUGCGCCCCCAUCCCUGUUCACCUGCGAUGACUGUGGCCGGAGCUUCCGGCUCGAGCGCUUCCUGCGGGCCCACCAGCGGCAGCACACCGGGGAGCGGCCCUUCACCUGCGCGGAGUGCGGGAAGAACUUCGGCAAGAAGACCCACCUGGUGGCGCAUUCCCGGGUGCACUCCGGCGAGCGGCCGUUUGCCUGUGAGGAGUGCGGGCGCCGCUUCUCCCAGGGCAGCCACCUGGCCGCCCACCGGCGCGACCAUGCCCCUGAGCGGCCCUUCGUCUGCCCGGACUGCGGCAAGGCUUUCCGCCACAAGCCCUACCUGGCGGCCCAUCGACGCAUCCACACCGGCGAGAAACCCUACGUCUGCCCAGACUGUGGCAAAGCCUUCAGCCAGAAGUCCAACCUGGUGUCCCAUCGGCGCAUCCACACGGGCGAGCGCCCCUAUGCAUGCCCCGACUGCGACCGGAGCUUCAGCCAGAAGUCCAAUCUCAUCACCCACCGUAAGAGCCACAUCCGGGACGGCGCCUUCUGCUGUGCCAUCUGUGGCCAGACCUUUGACGACGAGGAGAAGCUCCUGGCCCAUCAGAAGAAGCAUGAUGUCUGAGAGGGCAGGGGCUGCAGAGACCAAGGGAAGGGGGUGGCCUGAGCGUCAUUUACAGGCAUGUUGCUGUGGGCCUGUGCUUGGGGGUACCUGUGUUGCUGCUGCUUUAGGAAAGGGGUGGGAGAGCAGCCAGUGAGCUGGGCCCUGUUAGGGAGGGAGGUCUAGUCCCCAGCGGCCAGGGAAGCCUCACUCAGUGCAGGGGGGCUCAGGCCUCCAGCCGGUGUUUGCUAAGGUUCUGCCCUAACCAUCCUGUGCCCUGGAAAAGUAGCAAUAGCAGCUCUACCUACCCCUUAGAGCCCUCCAGCUGGAGGGGCCACCAGGGGACAGGAAGUCCCUUCCCCUCUGGUGUUGACGCCUUAAUGUCCUUGUCUUUUAUCAUGAGUUCCUUCAGGUCGUUUUUUGGAAGUAGGUGUGGUACAGUCUUAGUAAAUGAGCACUUGGGAGGAAAAGUGGACCAGCUGGAUACACCUGGGAGAACCUGCUGGCCUUGUUAGACAGUUCCUGGGCCUUUUCCAGCACAGAGGUGAGGUCGCACUGCUCGAACCUGUCCCACUCCGUCCCCUUCUGCCCCUGCCCCUGCACAGGCACCUGGACUCAGACCCAUCUACUGUUAGCGCUCAGCUCCACUCCACCUCCCCAAGAUCAGUGCACCACCUUCCCGGCAUGUAGAGCAUCCCCUGGCUGUCAACAGCUCUGUGUCCAGGCUUUUGUCUGAACACCCCAACCUUCCACUCGUUCCAGAACUCAACAUGGUGGGAAGGACUGCCCCAGUGAUAAUGGAGGGUCGGCUGACAGCAUGAAAGGGACAAGUUUCCUUUUCAACAUUUCUAGGUUAUGGAUGCCCAGCCUCCCCCACCUCCGUCCACCUCCACACUUAGGUGACAGGGAGUCCCCACCUCCUGAGGCCCUGGUUCUAUUGUAGGAUAAUUCUAAUUGUUAGAAAUUCUUCCUCAUAAUGAAUGGAAUCUGCUUUCCUGUAAUUUCUACCUAUUGGGCCUUGUUCUGUUCUCUGGAAUGAAACAGAACAACCACUUACCCUCCUUUUCAAACUAGAGAAUAAAGAUUUGGUUUUAGA
Molecule: messenger RNA, 3202 nt
Organism: Nyctereutes procyonoides (raccoon dog)
Lineage: Eukaryota; Metazoa; Chordata; Mammalia; Carnivora; Canidae
Gene: REPIN1
Product: replication initiator 1
Exons: 3
Coding region: 214-2130 (638 amino acids)
Biological process (GO): regulation of transcription by RNA polymerase II
Molecular function (GO): DNA-binding transcription factor activity; RNA polymerase II cis-regulatory region sequence-specific DNA binding
Source: RefSeq, a predicted model, not a curated record